Messenger RNA from Sinocyclocheilus rhinocerous, 2130 nucleotides. Its product is annotated as XK-related protein 7-like. The transcript is spliced from 3 exons. Gene Ontology annotation, cellular component: plasma membrane. The record is from RefSeq and is a predicted model, not a curated record. Bases 1 to 1686 code for a protein of 561 amino acids. Lineage: Eukaryota; Metazoa; Chordata; Actinopteri; Cypriniformes; Cyprinidae. Gene Ontology annotation, biological process: apoptotic process involved in development; phosphatidylserine exposure on apoptotic cell surface; engulfment of apoptotic cell.
AUGGCCGCGAAAUCAGACGGUAAAGCCGUUUCUUUGCAGAAUGACAUUCCGCCGACGUGCCUCCCCGGGCCGGAGAAGCGCUCGCCCCAGUGGCGUCCCGUCGAGAAAGAGUAUUCGCUCCUGGACUGCUGCUGGACCCUCUGCGCCCUCUUGGUCUUUUUCUCGGACGGGGCUUCAGACCUGUGGCUGGCUGCCGACUACUAUCUCAGGCGGGACUACUGGUGGUUCGCUCUGACACUCGUUUUUAUCAUCAUUCCGUCUGUUGUGGUGCAGGUGCUUAGCUUCCGAUGGUUCGCGUACGAUUACUCGGACGCCAACGGGAGCGGCACGGCUGUGGCUGCCAUGGUAGCGGCGUCCAAUGCGGAGAGCCACUUCAGCACCAAGGACAGCGAUCAGCGGGGCGCUGGCCGCUCCGCUGCGGUCACCAAAACCCGGAGCAGCGCUGAGAGCUGCUGCAGAGCCUGCGUGUGGCUCUUCCAAAGCGUCGUGCACGUUUUUCAGCUGGCACAGGUCUGGAGGUAUGUCCAUGUCUUAUAUCUGGGUGUGCAAAGCCGCUGGCGUGGGGACCACGAGUACAAACACUUCUACUGGCGUACGAUGUUCGAGAACGCUGACAUCAGCAUGCUGAGGUUGCUUGAGACCUUCCUGAAGAGCGCACCUCAGCUCGUUCUGCAACUCAGCAUUAUGGCCCAGACCAGCCAGGUCCUCCCUUUGCAGGGUCUGUCUGCUUCAGCCUCACUAGUGUCUCUGGGCUGGAUGAUGGCGUCUUAUCAGAAGGCAUUACGGGACUCUCGUGACGACAAGCUCCCCAUGUCAUAUAAAGCAGUGGUGGUGCAGAUGCUGUGGCACCUGUUCACAGUGGGAGCCCGCGCCAUGGCCUUCGCCCUCUUUGUUUCCAUUUUCCAGCUCUACUUCAGCAUUUUCAUCGUGGCCCACUGGUGCGCCAUGACCUUCUGGAUCAUCCAAGGUGAGACGGACUUCUGCAUGUCCAAGUGGGAGGAGAUCAUCUACAACAUGAUGGUGGGCAUCGUGUACAUAUUCUGCUGGUUCAGCGUCCGUGAGGGCCCCACGCGGUGCCGUCUGCUGCUUUACAGCCUCAUAAUCCUGGGCGAAAAUGUGGCCCUCACUGCUGUGUGGUAUAUAUACCACAGCCCACGCACUUCAGACUUUUACGCUGUGGUGGUGGUGUGCGUGGUGGCCUGUAGCUAUGCCCUGGGCACAUUUUUUAUGUUUGUCUACUACUGCCUGUUGCACCCUGAUGGCCCUGUGUCUGGGGCCUAUAUUGGAUGUUGCGACGUCCAAGUGGGUGCUGUUUCAGAUCCUUGUGUCUCGUCGCCCACCUCCGCUCCUCCUCCCCUGGAUGUGGUGAGCAGCCCGCCGCGGACUCUGCAGAGGACUAAAGGAGGAGAGUCAGUACCAGGAGGAGAUGUUGGAGAAGUGUUUAAGAUGCGGACCCUUAAGGCAUCGCGAACCGCUGCGCCUCGCCUCACCCCAAGGACAGAGGGGCCGGUAAUUCGCAUCGACCUUCCCAGGAAGCAGUACCCAGCCUGGGACGCCCACUUCAUUGAUCGCAGGCUGCGAAAGACCAUUUUGGUACUGGAAGCCGCAGCUCCGGUCACACCAAGGAUCCAGUACCGCUGUCUAGGCACACCGAAGGAAGUGAUGGAAUACGAGACGACAGUCUGAGACGUUUUACCUUCUCCAAAUAAAAGAUGUAAUGUGUUAGUGAGCAGAAAAGUCAGUUCUGUCCAGCUUUAUUUGGUGAAGAAGAAGAGUUUGUCAGAUCUCCACACGACCCCUUAAUGACUCUUGUCAUCUGUGGAAGCACAUGAGACACUAGUGUCUAGAAAAGAGCCACCCUGUGGUGACAUUAGACAUUACUACAGGUUAUUGGGUUAGGAGGUUAGGCAGGGGUCUGACCAAAUUAAUGAAAGAAAGCAGUGAGGCCACGGUAAAUCUAUAAUGAGCAAAACAACAUAUCAGUGUGGUACAUUAACAGCAAUGGUGUUUAAACACUGCUUCAAACCAUUCUAGGUGUUUUUAAAUCUUUCGUGGCAGCUGCCGUAUUCAACAAAUACUGAAUCCAUUUGGUCAUAAUUCAGUGGGUAUUGAGGUUGUAGUCGGUACAAG